AUGCGACAAGGGAUAUGGGAGAGACGACCACUUGCAAAAGCCACUUGGACACCACAGUUCUAUCCGUCCCUUCAAAUACCAUCAGGGUGGAAAGUCUUACCAACGCAGAGACGUCCUGACUCGUCAUUACCAGAAUGGACUCCACCAAAACCAAAAUGCGACUCCAGCGAGAAAGUCCAACAGAAGGUCAUGCGACCGAUGCGUAAAACAGAAGAAGGCGUGCAAUAA
Molecule: messenger RNA, 228 nt
Organism: Cladophialophora bantiana CBS 173.52
Lineage: Eukaryota; Fungi; Ascomycota; Eurotiomycetes; Chaetothyriales; Herpotrichiellaceae
Exons: 1
Coding region: 1-228 (75 amino acids)
Source: RefSeq, a predicted model, not a curated record